GAGAGAGAGAGAGAGAGAUCUAUACGAAGAUAUAUCAUUCCGCCAUAGCCUCCAAAAUGGUGGCUCAUGACGUCACGACACGCAGUACAGGAGCCUUGUUGACGUGCUCAGUCAGUGUGAUGAAACGCUUUUGUCGUGUCGCCUUUUAUUUGACAAAGCUCAAGAGUCAUGUCGAAAGGACCAAGAGGAUUUGAAUGCACCCACAGCUGAUGAAUUAUCUUGGGAUCAGGAGCGUUUCGGGAUAAACUAGUGAUGGCUAUUCCCCAGGCACUUUAUAUCCUGCUGUGGAAGAAAAUCACCCACUGCAAACGUAACAAGAUUGGACUGUGUUUCGAGCUCUCCUGGCCACUCAUCAUCGUUGGCUUCUUCACUUUGGUUCUGCCUAAAAACCGAUAUAGAUCAGAUGAUACCACAAGAUCAUCAACACCGCCCAGGAUUCAAGUAUUUAGCCCCGACAUCAGCAAUCCCUAUUCGAACGAAGUUGGCAACGUUGACAACUCUAUGUUUUGGGAUGACAAUCCAGGAGCUGACACAAACAGCUUUGCGUCUGUUCACGACAUGGUGGAGACGGCAGAAUCCCAGAUUUUGCCACAACAUAGGCAGGAACAGGAGAUUCCCAACGAAAUGCGAAUAUUACACCCGGUGAUUUUGCCAGUUGCCAUGGCACUGGCCUGGAUCUAUCCUGUGAUGAGGACCAUUCGGGAUGUGGUUUUCGAAAAGGAAUCCAGGAUGAAAGAAACCAUGAAAUUGAUGGGUCUGAGUUCAGGAACACUGUGGCUCAGCUGGUUCAUCACCUCUCUUGUACCUUCUCUGGUGUCUAUUGUGCCCCUGGCUGCUCUUCUUAAGUGGGGUCGAAUCGUGAAAUUCACCAGUCUGGGUGUUUUGAUUUUUUUCCUCGUGGCAUUUGCUACCGCCAACAUCAUGCUGUGUUUCCUCAUGAGUACUUUCUUCUCCAAGGCCAACCUGGCCGCUGUAUGUGGGGGGCUGAUAUACUUAAGCCUCUACAUACCACCCUUACUGUCUCUGACGUUGACCACCACCACCAAGGCAGCAACAAUUUUUGCUAGCUUUCUGUCUCCAGCGGCCUUUGGAUUUGCCUGUCAGUGUUUCUAUCCUUCUGAAUCGCAAGGCAUUGGGAUCCAGUGGAAUACUAUAGGGUCAAGUGUCAGUGAGAAAAUCUCACUGAACUUCGGAAUAUUUAUCAUGAUGUUUUUUGUGGAUGCCUUCAUGUAUGCUGCAGCAGCCUGGUACAUUGAAGCUGUUUUUCCAGGUCAAUAUGGCUUGCCCCUGCCGUGGAACUUCCUCUUUGAUAUCAACUAUUGGAAGGGAAUUCAAGUGGUGAAAAGCAGGCAGAUCCCAGUUGCCCCUAUGGAGGAGAAUAAAGAUUAUGCACAACACCGUGAGGAAAUCUUGGAUUUUGAUCAUGUAGUAGGAUCUUUAGCGAGAAAAGAUCUCAUUGAAGCUGACCCAAGUAACCUGGUCCUUGGCGUCAGCAUAAAUAACCUGGUGAAAAUCUACAAGAAAGGAGCCGUGAAGGCUGUCGACCACCUCAACCUGAAGUUCUAUGAGGGGCAGAUCACCUCAUUUCUGGGUCACAAUGGAGCAGGAAAAACUACCACCAUAUCUGUUAUGACUGGUAUGUUCCCGCCCACCUCGGGGACGGUCUACAUCAACGGAAUGGACGUCUGCUACCAAUUGAACAUCAUCCGAAAGAUCCUGGGUGUUUGUCCACAAGACAAUGUCCUGUUUGACUUUUUAACAGUGGGGGAGCAUCUUUGGUUUUAUGGAUGUCUGAGGGGCAAGCCGAAAGACGAAGUGAGGUUGGAAUGUGAUUCUUGGCUUCAAGAGGUUGGACUUCUUUGUAAACGCCACGAACUUAUUAAAAACCUCUCUGGUGGUAUGAAGAGGAAACUGUUGGUGAUACUUGCUUUCGUUGGAGGCUCCAAGGUGGUUAUUUUGGAUGAGCCUACAGCAGGAGUGGACCCAUUUUCCCGUCGGUCCAUCUGGGACUUGUUGCUGAAAUAUCGCAAGGGUCGAACCAUAAUCCUCUCUACGCACUACAUGGACGAGGCAGAACUCCUUAGUGAUCGUAUUGCCAUCAUCUCCCAGGGAAAGCUGUGCUGCUGUGGCUCACCGCUUUUUCUUAAAUUUAAACUGGGAUCUGGCUACACCCUGACUGUGGUCAAAAAGGACAGCGAUUCAUCAGGGGAUAGAGACGCACCCAGACAGGGUCAUAGUCUGGAUAUUGUGGCCAAUAGCUCAUCCAUGGAAGCGCUGCUGGCUCUGGCACAGCGUCACUUUCCUACUGCCAGCCUUGUGAUGGAGUCCUUGCGUGAGGCAGUGAUCAAUAUACCCCAGGAGGCCUCCAUGAACAACCGCCUAGCUGAUUUCCUUUCUGAACUGGAUCAGAAUCUGGGCCAAGUUGGAAUUAUCACCUAUGGAUUGUCUGACACUAAAUUAGAGGAUAUCUUUCUACGAGUUGUGGAGGAAACUGAGUAUCAGUUGGAAUCAGAGCUGCAUGCUGAUCCUCCUCAGCAAUCAACAGAGCAGAAUGAUGAAUUUCAGGAGAAACAUCUGCUGAGUGGAUUUGGCCAAAGAGGCACCCUGACUGGAUGGAGCAUGACCUGCCAGCAUCUGAGAGCUCUCUUUAUCAAACGAUGGCUGUAUGCUCGCAGAAAUACUCAAAGCUUCUUUGCUCAGAUUGUGCUUCCUGCUGGGCUUUUGCUGGGCUUUUUGGCAAUCUCGGACCGAAAAAAACCCCCUACUGACCAAGUGGGACAGUUGUUAAGUGCAGGCAUUACAAUUCCUUUUAUUUUGAUGGUGGCUAUUUCCUGUGUACCUUCCUGCUCCGUGCUUUUCCUGAUUGAAGAAAGAGCCAGUAAAGCAACACACCUCCAGUUUGUCAGUGGGCUCCAGCCAUUCCUCUACUGGUUGACAAACAUUUGCUGGGACAUGCUGAACUAUGCCGUCACAGCCUUUCUCAUGGUGCUCAUCAUUAUUGCUUUCAAGAUAGAAGGAUACACCUCUGACAGCAUACUGCGGGCUCUUAUCCUCCUCCUCCUCUUUUAUGGAUGGUCCGUCAUCCCCAUGAUGUACCCAGCAACCUUUGUUUUCUCCGAUUCCACCACGGCCUACAUUGUUUUUUCCUGUGUCAACCUCUUCAGUGGAAUUAUUUGCAGUGCAGCAACAUAUUUUCAGAUAAUGUCUCAAGUUGAGGCCCCACCGAGUUGGACCUGGCAUAUGUUAUUCAUUUUACCUCAUUACUCCUUGGGAAAAGGACUCGUGGACAUACAAAUCCAACCGCAAAUAAGUAUGCUCAUCUUUCACACUCCAAGCCCAAUGAGCCGUGAACAAUUGCGAGUGUUUCUGAAGACAGCAAACGUUGCGUUGACGCCAGAGUUCUUAGGGGUUCGUUCAAGUUCGCAAAUGUUAGCCCAACCAUUCUUAACCAGGCGGUCGCCUGUACUUUUAUUGUUGCAAGGAAAUUUUGCGAUCUUGUCUAUGAAAAUACAGGGUUUAUUGCUUGGCAACCCAUCUGCGUUUGUCCUCCAGUGUUUUGGCCUGCUCGGUGUCAAUGGCGCAGGGAAGACUUCUACAUUUCGCAUGCUGACGGGAGACCUGUCGAUCACCUAUGGAGAGGCCUUCCUUCAAAACCGCAGUGUCAUCAGAGAGAUGGACCGUGUUCAUCAGCUGAUGGGAUACUGCCCACAAUUUGAUGCCAUAUUCAAACUACUGACUGGCACUGAGAAUCUGGAGCUUCAUGCCCGUCUUCGAGGAAUGCCUGAGGAGUCUGUCACCCAGGUGGCUCUGUGGUGUUUGAAGAAAGUGGGACUUAGCCAGUAUGCCAAGCAAGAGGCUGGAAACUACAGCGGAGGCAACAAGAGAAAACUGUCCACUGCGAUUGCCCUCAUCGGUGCUCCGCUUGUUUUAUUUCUGGAUGAACCCACCAGUGGCAUGGACGCAAAGGCAAAAAGGUUCAUGUGGGACUGUUUCCGCAACUUCACCAAAAAGGGAAGAGCUGUCGUUCUGACCUCCCACAGUAUGGAGGAAUGUGAGGCUCUCUGCUCCAGAAUGGCCAUCAUGGUCAAUGGUACGUUUAGAUGUCUUGGCUCUGUGCAGCACUUGAAGAACAGAUUUGGUGAGGGCUACACCAUUGCCCUUCGUCUGGCAGAGAGUGAAUCCACUCCAGACAUGUGCCCUGUCAACAGCUAUAUGAAGAACUGCUUUCCAAUGAUCGAUCUGAAGGAAUGUCACCAAACCGUGCUCACGUACCAACUGCCAGAGCACGCCUGCAGCCUGGCUAAAAUUUUUAAGGUGCUUGCCAAUCAUGAGGCACUAGGCAUCAGCGCAUUCUCUAUUUCACAGACCAACAUGGACCAGGUGUUUAUCAACUUUGCAAUGGAACAGUCUGAUGCUGAAGGGCCCACAAACAUGAUCGUCAAUAACGGGACUCAACAGACCAACCUGACCACACAGCCCAGUCAGAUGGCGCGUGCAAGAAUCCCACACGAGUCACCAAAUCCACUGCCACAAAGGACCACUGCCUCUGGCAGAAGAAGCAAGAAAGCCAGGAAAGCAUCCAAAUCUCAAUUCAAAGUAAUGUAGAAAAGCAGGACGAGCAGGAGCUUCAGUGUUCACGGCACAGAAGGAGAGCUAUGUCGGCCUGUCUGUCUUUAUGGUUGGCUCCAGCACAGAGGACAAGGCACUGUGACAAUUUAUGUUCAUUUAGAACAUGGCUUCGAUUGAAGUAUGAACCCAUAAUCAGCCUGGAAUCCUCAAAUAUUGGCUUAAAAGGCAAAAGAGGUGUUCCUGUUUGCAACCCCAUUCUUGUUUUCAUUGGAAAAUGAAAAAAUCUCAAAUUCUCUGAAGAAUCUUCCAAGAUUUGUAAUUGUCUUGUUCAUUUAUGUCAAUUAUUUUUU
Molecule: messenger RNA, 4919 nt
Organism: Hippocampus comes (tiger tail seahorse)
Lineage: Eukaryota; Metazoa; Chordata; Actinopteri; Syngnathiformes; Syngnathidae
Product: ATP-binding cassette sub-family A member 1-like
Exons: 31
Coding region: 253-4605 (1450 amino acids)
Biological process (GO): transmembrane transport; cholesterol efflux; phospholipid efflux
Cellular component (GO): intracellular membrane-bounded organelle; membrane
Molecular function (GO): ATP binding; ATP hydrolysis activity; ABC-type transporter activity
Source: RefSeq, a predicted model, not a curated record